This is a messenger RNA of Rangifer tarandus platyrhynchus (Svalbard reindeer), 465 nucleotides long. The record is from the annotation of a GenBank genome assembly. Lineage: Eukaryota; Metazoa; Chordata; Mammalia; Artiodactyla; Cervidae.
AUGAGGCCCCUCCUCUAUAAGAAUGGAGGCCCGAUUAUCACAGUGCGGGUUGAAGAUGAAUAUGGCAGCUACUAUUCCUGUGAUUACGACUACUUUCGUUUCCUGCAGAAGUGUUUCCACGACCACCUGGGUGGCACCAAUUUUGCCUACUGUAAUGGAGCCAACAUGCCCUACCAACCACAGCCCACCAGCUAUGACUAUGAUGCCCCCCUGAGCGAGGCCGGGGGCCUCACUGAGAAGUAUUUUGCUCUGCGGGAUAUUAUUCAGAAGUUUGCAAAAAUACUGGAAGGUCCUAUUCCCCCCAUCCACACCAAACACAUCCUGGUGACCUCGACCCCGAAUACCAUCAUGGUGCUGGAGCUGGAGCGUGCGCCCUGCCAGGACGGUGGCCCGGAACUGUGCACCGUGGAGUUCGUGGACAAGUCAGUUUUUCGCACAGUUCAGGCCGAUAGACAUGCAAACUAG